GCCUGUCAGACUCGAAAACGUUCCUUUCAAAACAAACGUGGAAACGUGCUCGGGUAUCCUCCGGCUAAUUAUCCGCAAAAUAGUUUGAUUUUUUCCACGAAAAAUGGCCCUCAAAGCAUUGAAAUGUCGCAGUUCCAAGCGUCAGAAGGCGUCACUGCGUUACAAGGUGAUCAAAAAGAUAGCAGCCAACAAGCGAAAAAAGGAAAAGGAGGCCAAGAAGCUGCCCAAGUUGCGGUCAAAGAAGCAGAAAAUGAUUCAAGUUCCCAACAUUUGCCCGUUCAAAAAGGAAAUUUUGGAAGAGGUUGAAGAACACAAACAACUUGCUGAACAGGAGCGGGAACGCAAAAAGGAAUUGCUAAAGCAGCAACGACUGAAGGCACUCGAAGGACAGACACUUGAAUCGAUAGCUGCUGACGCCGACCGCCGGGGAUCCGAGUAUGAUCCAUCCAAGGCAGCACCGGUCGAAGAAGAGUACGUCAACUUUGGCAAGGGUAAAGAGGGAUCGCUCAAGGCUUACUUCAAGGAGUUCAAAAAGGUAAUCGACGCAGCCGACGUCAUCUUGGAAGUGGUGGACGCUCGCGAUCCACUGGGCACACGUUGCAGCGAAGUGGCUCAGAUUGUACGGGAAGCUCCCGGCCAGAAGCGUUUGGUUUUGAUUCUGAACAAAGCUGAUUUAGUUCCAAGAGAGAAUUUGGAAAAGUGGCUUAAAUAUUUGCGCAAAUCUGGACCGGUCAUUCCUUUCAAGGCAACGACCCAGAGCCAGAAAUCGCACAUUGGCAACCGAAAGUUUAAGGUCGCACAAUCGCUGGAAUGUUCACCCUGUAUCGGGGCAGAUUUGCUCAAGGAAUUGUUGGCCAAUUAUUGUCGCAGCGAUGAUAUCCGAACUUCCAUCCGGGUUGGCAUCGUCGGGCUGCCAAAUGUUGGCAAAAGCUCACUGGUAAAUUCGUUGAAACGAAAACGAGCAUGUCUGGUUGGAGCUAAACCUGGAGUGACUAAACAAAUGCAGGAAGUACAGAUCGAUUCACACGUCAAACUUUUAGAUAGCCCCGGAAUUAUAUUCCAGAAGCCACAGGAUGAAGAUCACCACCGAUUCUAUGCCUUAAAAAAUGCACAAAAAGUCACAGAAAUUCAGGAUCCCUUCCCGCUGGCCGAGGAUAUUCUAAAAAGGGGAACCAUGAGCUAUUUCUGCAAGCUCUACGACCUGUCCGAGUUCCACUCGACGGACGAAUUUCUUGCCAAAAAAGCUAUCCGGAUGGGUGCCUUGGCAAAGCGAGGAAUUCCAGACGUCCGGAAAGCAGCUCGUGCCCUCAUCGAGGACUGGAACACUGGCAAGAUAAAAUACUGCACCCAUCCACCGGAAGAAGGCGAUGACAUUCACAUCAGCGCUCAGCUGGUUUCCAGCGGCAACGCCCCAGAGUUUAAUUUGGAAAGUUUUGAUAAGGUGUUGCAGGAUCUGGACAACCAGUAUGAGGAUAGCUUCAAGCUGAAGGACAAAGACGGUGACGUCACAGACGUGAUCGGUAAACACGAGAUCCUCACCAUGGAAGUCGAUUCCAAGGGUCCGGUUUCGAUGCAGUUGUCCAAAGACGACGAACAAAAUAAUGCAUUGGCAGCGCUAAUGCGGGGCGCAGGAAAAAUAAUCGAGGAAGAUGAUUCGCUCCAAUCAUCCGGUAAAGGCAAGAAACGAAAAGUCAACGAUUACGCUGAAGAGGAGAAGAAAUUCCGCAAGGACCCCAUGUUCCAACUGGAUGGAAACCAGACGGUUAACAAAAACCGAAAAGCAGAGCUGAAGGCUAAGAAAAAGGCAGCCUCGCGAGCGGAAAAGAAAGUAAUGGAUGUAGUAGGCGAUCUGGAAUCUAUGUCUGUUGGGCCCGCGGCCAAGAAAAAGCCAAAGAAGGGAAAUGGUGAUGAUUAUGAUUUCGAUGAUGAUUACCAAAUGUAGGUUCGUUUCAAUCGGUAGAUGCCUUUUUAAAGCUUAACGGUAAAUAAAAUACUUAUACCGUA
Molecule: messenger RNA, 2004 nt
Organism: Uranotaenia lowii
Lineage: Eukaryota; Metazoa; Arthropoda; Insecta; Diptera; Culicidae
Gene: Ns1
Product: guanine nucleotide-binding protein-like 3 homolog
Exons: 3
Coding region: 104-1942 (612 amino acids)
Cellular component (GO): nucleolus
Molecular function (GO): GTP binding
Source: RefSeq, a predicted model, not a curated record